This is a messenger RNA of Chiloscyllium plagiosum (whitespotted bambooshark), 3679 nucleotides long. RefSeq names its product intraflagellar transport 54 (gene ift54). Gene Ontology annotation, molecular function: microtubule binding. The record is from RefSeq and is a predicted model, not a curated record. NCBI's taxonomy places the organism in Eukaryota, Metazoa, Chordata, Chondrichthyes, Orectolobiformes, Hemiscylliidae. Gene Ontology annotation, cellular component: axoneme; ciliary basal body; intraciliary transport particle B. Gene Ontology annotation, biological process: regulation of microtubule cytoskeleton organization; cilium assembly; intraciliary transport.
GCAGUGACGUCGGCACGCGCCGCGGCGGUUGGUGGAGCGGCCCCGAGACCGGCCUGAGCGACGCGAUCAGUCCCAUCCCGACUCGGAGAAGGGCGAGCCAGCGCCAUGAGCAGCUCGUUCGUCAAACGGACCCAGGACACCCUGGGAAAAGUGAUCAAGAAGCCGCCGUUGACCGAGAAGCUGCUGAGCAAGCCGCCUUUCCGCUAUCUGCACGACAUCUUCACCGAGGUGAUAAGAACCACUGGAUUUUUGAAAGGUCUGUAUACAGAGUUUGAGAUGAAAUCUGACAAUGUCAAGGAUAAGGAUGCAAAAAUUGCAUUCCUGCAGAAGGCUAUUGAUGUCGUGAUGAUGGUUUCUGGUGAUUCUUUGUCUGUGAAACCUGCCCGUGUAGUGGCUGGUCAUGAACCUGAGAAAACAAAUGAACUCUUGCAAACUAUUGCAAAAUGUUGCCUUAAUAAGUUUUCCAGUGAUGAAUCUGUGAGGAAGGUCCUUGCUGGUGAAAAGGUAGAUCUUAAAUCAAAAGCACUAUCCAGUUCCAAAUCACAGGGCAAAGAAAACAGAGAAAAAAAAGAUGAUGAGCGAAAGAGGCAGAAGGACAAAGAACAAGAGGAAAGGGAUGAGAAUGCAAUUAAGCACAUCGGUGGAGAUCGAAAAGAAAAGGAACAAGGGAAACCAAUGGACAAAGAAAGGGACCGACACAAAGAUGGUGAUAGACGAGAAAAAGUAAAGGAUCAGGAAAAGGAUCGAGCAAGAACAAAAGAGAGAGAUCAGGAAAUCCAAAAGAAUCGAGGGGAUGGAGAAAAGGUAGAAAAGGACAAGAAUCGAGAAGGAGAAAAAAUGGAAAAAGACAAGAUUAGAGGAGAUGGAGAAAAGGACAAAGAACGAAGCAAAGAAAGGGAAAGAAAUAGAGAAAAAGUGAGAGAAAAACGACAGCGAGACAAGGACCGUGAGCAUUUGAAAGACCAUAGUAGAGAUCAGGAAGUGGAAAGGGAAAGAGCCAAAGAACAGGAAAAAACUGAGAGAAAGCCUAAAGUUGCAGCUGAGGAAAAACCCUAUAAGCAGCCUCCAGAGGUGAUGAAGAAAGACAACAAAGUUGAUGUCGACCAAGAGGCUGAGAACCCAGUGAGGAUACCCAGACCUUCAUCAGCAAAAGGCCAAAGACGAAAACCAAAAUCAGGAAUUGAAGAGGAAGAAAGAGAAUCUAAAACAUCAGUUAGUCAGCAAGAGGUGUUAGAGCAAAACCCUGAGAAAGACACCAUUAUAAACCAGUUAGAUGAGUCGGAUGCCGAAGCGGAACUUGAAGCUGCCCACAAUUCCAUUGAGAGGAAACAUACAGCAGAGGUGAAUGGAGAGAUUCUUGAUGAACUUUCCACCCAAGUUGCACAAAGCAAGCGAGUACCUCGACCAGGCAGUGCAAGACCAGCACCUCCCAGAGUAAAGAAGCAGGAAAGUCCAGACUCCCCUUCAGAAAGAAUUGGUAGUGCAAAACCUGUCACUAAUUUAAUAGUGGAUAAAGGAAAGAAUGUUGAAGAGGAAGAGGAUGAUGAUGAACAGUUUGUGGUGGAAGAAGCAGUCUCACAGCUGCCAGAAAUGCCUGAGACGGAACCUGCUACAGUAGUGGAUUUGCAUGGCAGUGAAGACCAUGGUGUGCUUGUCAGGAAGAUUUUAGAAACAAAGAAAGAUUAUGAAUCUUCUAAGUCUGUAACAAAAUCCAAAGACCACGAGAAAACUAUCAUUUCUGAAACAGCGAAAAAGAAGGAAAGGGAACUUGUGGCCAAGGAAAUAGAGAAGCUACGCACAUCCAUUCAGACCCUAUGCCGUAGUGCCUUGCCUCUGGGAAAAAUAAUGGACUACAUACAGGAAGACAUGGACUCCAUGCAGAAUGAAUUGUCAAUGUGGCGCAAAGAAAACAAGAUGCAUGCAGAAUCUCUUCUAAGAGAACAAAGCAUCACAGACACAGCUGUGGAGCCACUAAAGACUGAACUUGCUGAACUGGAGCAACUGAUCAAGGAUCAGCAGGAUAAGAAUUGUGCUGUCAAGGCAAAUAUACUGAAAAAUGAGGAUAAGAUCCAGAAGAUGAUUUCAAGUAUUAACUUCUCCUCAAGAUCAUGAGGGAGGAAAGGCUGUUGCACAGUCAGUUCAGCAAAUAAGGUGAAGAAAUGAUAGGGGGGAGGAAUCUUGUGUGACAGCAGGCUGACAAAUAAUGUGUACAUGGAUUUUUUUUAAAAUUCUCUGCAUUCCUAUUUCUCCAUCAGGGAGCUUAUUAUCUUGCAUGUUUAAGAUUACAAGUAUGUACAUCAAAUAAAAGCAAUGUUUAUAAAUAGCUUGCAGUUCUGAAUACAGGAUUUAUAUCAUUUUCUUUCUUGCUUACCUUCUUUGGGCUGAAAUUCUUGAUGGUGAUUUUAGCAAAAUAGUCAAUGUGAAUACAAAGCAGGAUGAUAAUAUAAUUGGAGGAAUUUUACUCCCUUUAAUGUUUAACUGAUAGUUAGUCUUCCCAUUAAUCUCUGAAUGUUUUCUGCUGAGCUACAGUGUUCUCUGCAGGAAUGAAUAUCAUUGUGGCACCAAGGCAAUACAACAGUCCAACCUGUUAGCCAAUUCCCAUGGUACUAGACAAUACCUAUGCUUGAGGCUAGGAUGAACUUGUGUUCAUCCAUAUCACUUAAAGCUGGUGAACUAGACCCCCUGCACAUAGGGUGUUUUUCAAUUACAGAUAUGAAAACUUUUAUAACAAAAUAAUUGGAUAUUACUGAUACUUUGCAUCAUUUGAAAAGUCACCCAAGGGAAUGAAUUUUCUUGUAAUUUACAGUUUAGGAUUUAAUAAUAUGGCAAUAGCUCUUACAAGUUUGAUUUACUCUCAGGUUCUAAUGUGUAAAUAAUGCAAAUGGAGCACUUUAAUAGUUUGUAUAACAAUAGUGGAAGCUUGAAGUGAAACUAGCAGUCUGAUCUGGGUGAUCAGAACUUUGUCACAAUGAUUUAAAGUGUUAUGUCAUCAUUUCAGUUAAAUCACCAAGAAAUACCUGUUAUCUUUUAAGUGGCAAACUGUAAUUGAUUGUGGAGCCAUGAUGAGUUACAAAUAUAACCAUGUUCUAUUGGUUGCAAAAUGUCAAGUGCAGGCAAAAACUCUCAACUCUUAGCCAUGCACUGAUUAAAAAUACAAGAAUUCGUGUUUCUGUGAAGCAAAUGGAGUGAGGCAACCUGCUAAAUGAAAAUAGUUCCAAUUCAUUUACAUUGGUAUAAGUAUAUGGGUUCAUUACAGAGUGAAAUAGUUUGGUGCCCACUUGCAUUACAGAACCCUGCGCAAUGCACUCCAGAUGAAAACAUUGCCUUUCAUUAACUAUACUCUAUUUGGGAGCUUUAGUUGGUGAGAUUUAGCCCCUUGAUUUGCAGAGCUUGAGUACAUCUCCUUGAUAGAAGACAUGAGGUAUUCUCAGUCCCAUCUUUAGCUAUAAAAGCAAUAACUGACAUUUCCAGCCCUCAGCUGUUGAUAAUUUUUGUUAAACAUGGGAUGGUUGAGAAAUAAGGAUAAUGAUGAGACUGAAGACUAAAUUUGGAAUUGAUGUGGUAUUCUUCAAAAUGAAAAACCAUGUUUAUUUUUACUUUUAAAGGUGAGCAUGUAAAAAAUGCUGUUACCACAAAAUUCCUUCAUAUUCCCAAAAACCACCAGUGUAUGCCAAGAAAA